AUGCUUCAGAGCAAUCCAUCUACUUCCACACUCAUCCAUCUAUUGAACGUCAGAUGGAGUGAUCAAACGUUUUUCAAAAGAAACAAUGCAUUUAUCUGUGACUCAACUCUCAACGGAGCAGAACGCAUCCCUCACAAUAUUUCGCUAAGCCUGUCCGUCCGUUCCUUCUCUUCAUGUUCAUCUCUCUUCCUCUACGAACGCAAACAACAAGAGAGCGUCUACCGUGGUCACUCAAUAUCUCAAGAGCCAACACUUGAGAGCAGACAGUAUUUCAACAUUUCCAUAUUUUCACUGCAAACUUUUUGCUGUGAGGGCCGCAUUGAGAACUAUUUUACCUUUGAAGGGCCGCACAUGUACAUGAAUAGCAAAUUUUUUCAACCCGGGAGAAAAUUUUUUAAGAUUUGUGGCUUCUUUUUUGAUCAUAAUGCCUGGCUGACGACCUUUUUGGCGAACAAAGCCUCGCGGGCCGUAUAA
Messenger RNA from Helobdella robusta, 474 nucleotides. RefSeq lists its product as hypothetical. The record is from RefSeq and is a predicted model, not a curated record. The transcript is spliced from 4 exons. The coding region runs from base 1 to 474 and encodes 157 amino acids. Lineage: Eukaryota; Metazoa; Annelida; Clitellata; Rhynchobdellida; Glossiphoniidae.